Molecule: messenger RNA, 3762 nt
Organism: Phalacrocorax carbo (great cormorant)
Lineage: Eukaryota; Metazoa; Chordata; Aves; Suliformes; Phalacrocoracidae
Source: RefSeq, a predicted model, not a curated record
UCCCGCCCCGCCCAACGGCCGCCCUCGCCGCCGCCGCUGGCGCCGCGGGCGGAGCGCAGCGGGGGCAUGGCGGCUCCGAGGGCUGCAGCGCCUGGCCCCGGCGGCGGGGUGGUAGGACCCGAGCCGGUGCCGGUGCCGGUGCCGGUGCGCGGCCGGGGGCUGGAGCUGGAGCUGGGGAGCAGCACGCAGACGUCGCACCGACUGCUGGCCUACAGCGACGCGCUGCUCUCUAUCAUCGCCACGGUGAUGAUUUUGCCUGUGGCUCACACAAAAAUACAUCCUGAUCAGAAACUAGGUGAAAGUGUUCAGCAACUUCUUCUAGCAAAAAUUGCAGUCUACUUGAUGACCUUCUUAAUAGUCACAGUGGCGUGGGCAGCUCAUGUGAGGUUGUUUCAGGUGAUAGAGCUCAUAGAUGAUGUCCUCGCUCUUCUAAAUCUGGCUUGCAUGAUGAUUAUAACUUUCUUGCCAUACACAUUUUCCUUAAUGGCCUCCUUUCCAGAGGUACCUUUUGGCAUUUUCCUGUUCAGUGUCUGUGCUGUUGUCAUUGGCCUUAUACAGGCUGUGAUAGUAGCAUAUGGAUUCUAUCAUCCACACUUACUGAAUCAACAGAUACAGGUGUCUGAAAAUCAGAAUUUCUAUAAACGUCGUAUCUUAAAGAUUAUCCUAAGAGGACCGGUUUUGUGCUUUUUAGCAGCUGUCUUUUCUUUUUUCUUUAUUCCUUUGUCUUAUGUACUUCUUGGUCUCGUAAUUGUUUUUCCGCAUCUCACUCGAUUCAUUACAUGGUGUAAAACCAAGAUUGUCGGUCAGAGAGAUGAAGGGGAGGAACACCACAGCUUAGAAACCUUCACUUUUUACCUGAGUGAGCCUCUGAGUAAGGAACGGGUGGAAGCAUUCAGUGAUGGAGUCUAUGCUAUUGUAGCAACCCUGCUCAUUUUGGAUAUAUGUGAAGACAACGUCCCUGAUCCCAGAGAAGUUGAGGAGAAGUUCCAUGGCAGCCUUCUUGAAGCUUUAAGUGAAUAUGGGCCAAACUACCUUGCUUACUUUGGCUCGUUUGUAACAAUUGGUCUCCUGUGGUUUGUCCAUCAUUCACUUUUCCUUUCCAUAACAAAAGCUACACGGUUAAUGGAACUGCUUAACAUACUUUCAUUGGCUUUUAUCGGUGGGCUUCCGCUAGCUUACCAGCUGACCAGUGAAUUUGCAGAGAAGUCUCACAAUGAAAUAGAAGCCAUUCAGGUCAGCUGUGUUAUCACUUUCUUUGCCAGUAUAUUUCAGUUUGCAAUAUGGACUACAGCCCUCCUCCAUGAAAGGGAAACUUUGCAUCCUUUUGCUAGGUAUGGUGGCAAGGAGCAUGCAUUCAUGUUUGCCAAGCUGGCUCUCUACCCUUGUGUAAGCCUUGGGGCCUUCUUUCUAACGUGCUUGUUAAGUGAAUUUAGCACAGCAAUUUUCCAUCUUAUGCAGAUUGUAAUCCCAUUUGCUUUUCUUGCCCUGCGCAUUUUUGUUAGAAUUUCUUUAACUGUCAUAAAGUCUGUGAUGUCUCUCUCCACACGGAAGGUUGUACUGUUAGAAGAAGAGGAGGCAUGUUUGUCUCCUACUGAAACACUGUCCUAAAUUUCCGUGCAGUGCAUGUGAAGUAAUAACAUGAACUUCAGUUCUUCUAACUCACAUUAUCUUCAUGUAUGGAUUAUAUUGGUCUAAACCAAAGUCCGCGCUGGUCAUAACUGGGGCAUAUUUUUUAGCUGGUCAUGCCUGAGACCCGUUCUCCAAAACCUGUAAUUGGAAAAAUUUGGUAAAUAGGAGAUACAAAGAAAAGCAUGUUCCCUUUCCUUUAGAGUUACCCUUUUGGAAAAAAAUGCUGCUUGACAUGUAACUGCAGUGAUGAUCGAUUAAGAAGUGCACAAGUAGAUGCUCAGCAAAAUGCCCUUUUUUCUGACAUGGCAGUCAUUAUGGCAGCCAAACACAAGUACAGAGGCUGGUUGUACUGCUGUAAAAGAGGGAGGGCUUUGAAGACAUGGAGACCUCUGGAUUUCUUUAUAGUGCAUCAAGGUAGAACACUUGUGCAUACAGGUUGCUGGUCUUCAUUUUUUUUCUUUUUAGUGGUUACGAUGUCUCUUCUGCAUAGUCACAAACUUCUGAUGGCAUUUUGAAAACUACUUGUGUUGGGUGGCUCUGAGCAUGACUUUAGAUGGGAGUUGCAGUUGUGACCCUUAUGCAGUCUUCCAGGCUACCUGAACACAAGUUCUUCAGGCAUAUCUGUUAUUUUAAAAAUGGAUGUAUUUAACAAAUGAGAAGUCGUGUGGAUAUGUAUCCAAGGUUUGAACUAGCUUUGGUAUCUCUGAGGGAAGAUACUCAAAGUGCCAUGGGACUAGAGGUAAAUUUGUUUUCAGUUCUGAAGCAUCUGCUCAUCUGAAAUGAAAGGUUUGGAUGUCUCAGGCUUUGUGUGUCUGUUUCCAUGCCUAUUGAAAGAAACAUCCUUCUGUUAUUCUGAAGGCAUGAUGUCAGAGAGUGUGUGAGACUUUCCCGCCACAUGUUAGCGUUCCCCAUCAGGUAAGGGAGUUGAGUUUUUCCAUAAGUAGAGUCUAAGGGAUCCCACAGAUUUCUGAUCCUCAGCAAGAGAGCAGAAGAAACCAACCCUGUAGGAGUCCCAGCCCAUGGCACGUUGAACUUUUUUACACUUUGCAGUUUGAUAACCUUUAUGCUUUAUCAAACGUUACCCUCUAGAGAGCUGUACAGAAGAAGUUGGCAAAGUCAUGUAGCCUCUGGCUGCCCUGAAAGCCUUUACAUUUCUUUUUGGCAGAGCCAUUAGUUUGUAUCUUGAACUGUCUUAGUGCCUGAUAACUUUAAUCCCAUAUUUAAAUGCACUUGAGGGAUCCUGUUGUUCCUCUUCAAAAAAUUUAAAAAUAAAAUUUUAAAAUUGUUAGUGAAAACCAAUUCAGGUAUCUUGUUUCAGUUGGGAUCAGUCCUGAAAGCACUUGUGCUUUUGGUUUGAAGCACCUUGGUAUCAAUAUGUAAUUGUUAGUAUUACCUACUUCUUCUUCAAGGGGAUUUAUACCUGCUCAAGGUUAAGUGGCUUGCAGUAGGAUUCUGCAUUGUGUUGUGUAUCACAAGGUUUUUCUGGUACUUAAUAAGAGCACUUUUGGUUCUGUACAAUUUUGUUUUUAUGUGCAUCAGGCACAUAACAAGCAGUGAAUAUAUGUAUUUGUAAUAAAUUCCAAUCAGUGAAAAGAAAAAAGCUUCUAGCCCUUUAUUUCUGCUCUGCAGCUGAAAACUUAAAUCUGAUGUCUACAAUUAGAAUUAUGUUGGGCAUGUUUUUAUUUUUUGUUUCCUUCAAAAUCAUCAAGGUCCCUUCCAACCUCAGCCGUUCUGUGAUUUUGUGUGAAACACCCAAAAGCUUUUAAUGUCAUGGAAAGAAAUGCUGAUUCUGCUUCUGUUGGUAGUUGAAGAAAAUGAGACCUGAAACGGAAUCUGACCAAGGAGUUUCAUUCCAAUGUUUACAGGGGUGCUUUGAAGAGCACUGAAUUGCAAUGUAUAAAUACUACAAGGAACUGUAAUGGCUAACUAAUGCAUUUUUUCCUUUUUUUUUUUUAACCCCACUUGCAAGUAAUUUUUCUGCAGCAAGAACAAUUUUUUCGCUUGUAGUCAUUACUCAAACCAAAUUUAGUAAUAUCUCAGAACCUAAACUUUUGUAUAAACAGAGUUGGUUUAUGACCAUUUUGAUAGUUUUGGUAAGUUCUGGAGAAAUAAAUUGCAUUUCAGAACAAGGCA